Molecule: messenger RNA, 1455 nt
Organism: Micromonas pusilla CCMP1545
Lineage: Eukaryota; Viridiplantae; Chlorophyta; Mamiellophyceae; Mamiellales; Mamiellaceae
Exons: 1
Coding region: 1-1455 (484 amino acids)
Biological process (GO): 'de novo' UMP biosynthetic process; 'de novo' pyrimidine nucleobase biosynthetic process
Molecular function (GO): orotate phosphoribosyltransferase activity; orotidine-5'-phosphate decarboxylase activity
Source: RefSeq, a predicted model, not a curated record
AUGUCCACGGAGGAUAAGAUCGACGCGCUCAUCGUGCGCCUGCACGAGAUCGAGGCGGUCAAGUUUGGCGAGUUCACGCUCAAGUCCGGGCUCGUGUCGCCCAUCUACGUCGACCUGCGCGUCAUCGUGUCGUACCCGGACGUCCUCGCCUCCGUCGCGGGAUGCAUGUGGGAGGUUCUGAAGAGGAACGGCGCGGAGUUCGACAACAUGUGCGGCGUGCCGUACACCGCGCUGCCGAUCGCCACGUGCAUGUCCUUGAACAACGAUUGCCCGAUGCUGAUGCGACGCAAGGAGGUGAAAGACUACGGCACGAAGAAGGCGAUCGAGGGCGCGUUCACGUCGGGGCAGACCUGCCUCAUCGUCGAAGACCUCGUGACCUCCGGCGCGAGCGUGAUGGAGACCGUGGAGCCGUUGAACGACGUCGGGUUGGUCACGAAGGACGUCGUCGUCCUCAUCGACCGCGAGCAGGGCGGCGAGGCUCGGUUGCGAUCGCACGAUCUCCGCCUCCACGCGGUGCUGCCGCUGUCGCGGGUGCUGAAGACGCUCGAGGCGAAGAACCUCAUGAGCGCGGAGCUCGUCGCGACCGUGAAGGCGUUCAUCGCGGCGAACCAGACGGGGCCGAACGCGAGCGGGAACGAGAUGGGCGCAGCCGCGGCGCCGACGCCCGCCGUCUUCAAACGCGAUUCCUACGAACACCGAGCCACGCUGACGGAGAACAAGUGCGCGAAAGAUUUGUGGAACCUCAUGGCGAGGAAGAAGACCAACUUGUGCGUCGCCGCGGACGUCGGCACGGCGAAGGAGCUCAUCGUGCUCGCGGACAAGAUCGGCCCGGAGAUUUGCAUCCUGAAGACGCACUGCGAUUUAUACCCAGACUUUGACGACGCGUUCGGCGCGACGCUCCUGGAGCUCGCCGCGAAGCACGACUUCAUGAUCUUCGAGGACCGCAAGUUCGCGGACAUCGGGAACACGGUCGUCGGGCAGUACUCCUCCGGCGUGCACAAGAUCGCGGACUGGUCGCACAUCACGAACGCGCACAUCGUCCCCGGCGCCGGCAUCAUCGACGGCUUGAAGCAAGUCGGGCUGCCGAAAGGCCGCGGGUUGUUGCUCCUCGCGGAGAUGUCCAGCGCGGGGACGAUGGCGAAGGGCCAGUACACCGAAGACGCGAUCGCGAUGGCGGCGAAGCACCCGGAUUUCGUCAUGGGGUUCAUCUCCACGAGACCUUCCGCGUGGAAGGGCGCGUGGUCCCGCGGGCUGGUGCAGAUGACGCCCGGGGUGCAGCUCGGCGGCGGCGGGGACGGGUUAGGGCAGCAGUACAACACCCCCGACCGCGUCAUCAAAGAGUGCGGAUCGGACGUGAUCAUCGUCGGGAGGGGGAUUUACAAGGCUGCGGAUCCGGUCGCGUCCGCGGCGGAGUAUCGCAAGGCGGGGUGGGACGCGUACGUCUCCGCGUUGUGA